AUGCCAAUCCGUGUCGGCUUUCUGAUCGGCAAGGACACGGAUUUGGUGGAGGAUGCAAAGUAUGUUGGCGACGCUUCGUUUUUGAGCGACAUGCCCGAUAAGUACCGAGUCGAUCCAGAGAGCAAGGAGUACUUGAAGGAUUGUGAGGAUGGUACAAAGGGGUUCGCACAUGCGGAUGUGGCUAUUCCUUGGUACAUCCACAAGCAUCAUAAAGACAUCGAGGUGGACAUGAUCUUUCCAGAGGACAUAUCAACGAAGCGCCUGAAAUCCAACCUGUGCAACUUUGUGAUCGGCUAUGACGUUAUCAACACCAUGUUCGAAGACAGCAAGAGGCAAUCAACAGUGACACGCGCAUUCAAGCAAUGCGGCAAUAUCAUGCCCAGCUGGAAGGUCCAGGACUUCAUUUACAUCAAGUCAAAGUACAUGAACGCAUGCUUGAAGGCUAGCAUUCCAAUGGCUCCGACCAUAUUCGCCCUCAAGGACAAGCGAAGCCCGGCAAAGCUGUUGAAAGAGAUCAAGGCGCGUGGCUGGAAGACCUUCGUCAUGAAGCAAUCCAUGAUGGCAUUCUCUCUGGGCUUCUGCAAACUCAAAGUUGAGGAUUGUGAGAAGGAUCCUUCCAUCCUCAAGAAGUACUUCAAGGAGUAUUCAGACUGUCCGGAGUAUGUCGUUCAGGAAUGUAUCGAGGGAUUCAGCCGCAACUGGGAGACCAGAGUGUUCUGGUUCAAUGGCGAGUUCUUGUACGCCAUUGCCAAUAAAGCCGCUGUUUCCACCGAGGACGGCCAGGAAGUCAUUAUCACAGGUGACGACAUCCCAGCAGAGUUUCUGGAAAACGCAAAGAGGAUUGGCAAAGCAGCCCUUGAGGUCUUACCUCAGUUGACGGCCCCGUCGGGCGCGCCUAUUCCCAUGACUCUGAUUCGUACAGAUAUUGGAUGCUCUGACAGCAAGGUCUUUGACAAGGACACUGACUGGGAUCCCAGCAAACGGACCUUUUUCUUGAACGAGAUUGAGUAUGGUGGGACCACGUAUUUCAUCCGCCAUCUGAAGGAGGACUUUGUGCCGAAGCCUUCCGACAGCAGCAAGAACUUACUGAACUGCGAACUUGCCAAGUGCGCCUACGUGAAACGAGACGCUGACGGCAUAGUUUGGCACGACGGCAGAGCAUUCGACGACGAAAGCUGUGCACGAAAUCCGCCAGAGCUGAUCAUGGACGCUGAUGAGCCACCAGUAUGGGCUGCCAAUGACUGGGAGGACUACUAUGAAGCAAUGCGCCCUCGUGGCCGCGAAUUCAUUUAUACGACGGAGGGCUCUGUAUACCGGAGCGAGUUUGACCGCCUUAUGCAACGCUUGAAGUGGCAUGGCCCUGCAAUAGAAGAACUCAUGCUGUCGGAAGAUGGGACUGGACCCAAAACACUGCAUUUGGUGGUGCCAGCGCUGUUUCGCUGCAUAGCAGAGUUGAAGAAGCAGAAUCGGGACUUUGUCGUGGUGCUUCGGACCUACGGGCAUGAUCUCCCAGAACUGCAGAGAGCAUUUGACCUCUUUGCUCGUGGUGAACAUCCUCUCUUUCCAGAAGUUCAGGAUGCAAGCCUGGCCUUCGAUGGUGUCAUUGACCUCAGAUGGGAUGCAGAGGGGCGGCCAACGAUGCUGCUGCCUGAUGGAAGGAAUAUUGAUGACGAGAAUGCAAUGUAUGAGCUCGUGACGCAUUCUCCACGAGCACUAGCGAUCAGUGACCACUUUGAGCACUGGCAAGCUGGAGGCUACAGUCCAAUGGCUGGCAAACCAUUUUGGUUUGAUCGCUCAGAUGAGACAGUUCAGCACAUCUUUUUUGACGACAAUGUGCACUACAAACACAACGAUUCCAUUGUUGCUGUUCGCGCACGACCACACGCAGCUGCCUACUUUCAGGCAUUGCCUGGAGAAGAUAUCUUGAAAUACUGGCGCUGCAGCGUUAUCAAAGCCCGCAUAACGGCAGCUAUUGACAAUGAAUUAUACUUCCUUCAUCGCAUCGAGGAGGCAGAAAGGCUAUUUGUGGAACGGCGUUUGUCACUUCCUGUACCAGCUGCGUGA
This is a messenger RNA of Effrenium voratum, 2064 nucleotides long. The record is from the annotation of a GenBank genome assembly. NCBI's taxonomy places the organism in Eukaryota, Dinophyceae, Suessiales, Symbiodiniaceae.